Molecule: messenger RNA, 1726 nt
Organism: Papaver somniferum (opium poppy)
Lineage: Eukaryota; Viridiplantae; Streptophyta; Magnoliopsida; Ranunculales; Papaveraceae
Product: F-box protein At3g26010-like
Exons: 2
Coding region: 44-1258 (404 amino acids)
Molecular function (GO): protein binding
Source: RefSeq, a predicted model, not a curated record
ACCUAACCGCAGCAAAGAGAUUUGGGUUUUUGUCGAUCUCACGAUGGCGGCUUCUUCUUCAGCUAGUAGAACUCGUUCAUCACUAUCGGACAAUAUCUUGAUUGAGAUUUUUACUUAUCUUCCUCUGAAUUCGAUCUAUAAGUUCAAAUGCCUCUCAAAGGUAUGGUUAUCAAACUUUUCAAGCCCUAAUUUCAUUUACAAAUGGUUUCAAAUCAAUAACAAAUCUCUCCCAUGGAUACACUAUCAUACAAUUGCUUACAGCGGUUCUAAGAGAAAAUUGGGAUUUAGAAAUGCAUAUAUUGAUUUACAUUCCGAGUUUAUGCAUAGAAAUGAACAUUUGUUCUCUUUUCAGUUUCUUAUGAAUGAGAAACCAUUUCUGGGAUGUAAAUUAGACCUGCUAGGUUCCAGUAAUGGUUUGGUGCUUUUUCAAUCAGUGCCACGUUCAGGUUAUCAGAAGAGGGGGUAUUAUGUUUGUAAUCCACUUACUCAGAAAUGGGUUUCACUUCCUUCCCCACCGCGUUCCAAGGCUAAAGGAGGACUUGCUACCAGUGGUAUAUUUUGUGAUAAUUCAUCAUUUAACAGUAGUUGUUAUAAGGUUGUGCAUAUCCCAGAAUUCGAUACGCCUUCCAAGAAUUUUAAUGUUGAUCUGUUUUGUUCUGAUUUGGGUGUAUGGAAAAGUUUUCAAGUUUCUUGUGAUGAAAAUGUUCAGUGGAGGCAGUCUAUGUACCGUGAAGUUGUUAUUCUUAAUGGUGUUCUGUUUCGAAUUGAAAAAUUGAAGAGAAUGUUUGUUUACAAUCUCAAUCAGAACAACGGAAGUGGUGGACAUCAAUGUAGUGUGAUUAACAUGCCAGAUGAGGAGUCUGGUCUUCUUAACUUCAGUGGAUGUAUUGGAGAGUCAGAAGGAGGGGUUUGUUACACUAAAACCACAUGGAAAGGAAUGGAAAUGGUUAUGAGUAUUUGGGUGCUCGACAAGGUUAACUGGCAAAUAUUACAUAAGGAUAUUUCAGUAAACAAUAUCUUUGCAGAAUUUCGUCGGGUAGGUGAUGCAGCCCCAGUCCAUGUUUUAGGUUUCAGUCCAGUAGACCGUAAUGUUGUUUUUUUCGGUUGCAAGGACUGGUUAUGGGGGUUCAAUAUCCAAACCAGAAGCCUUGAAGAGCUCUGCAUGGGUAACGGACACUUAUCUAAUCCAUGUUUGAUGGUCCAGCCGUUUGUGCUAAAGCCAAUGCCAACAGUACUUCCACCGCCCUCGUGUGAUUGAACUUAAAAGUGAUCUUUGCAUUUCAUAUGCAGAAAGGACGAAGACAGCGGAAGUAACUCUCGGACCAAUUAUUAAGAAGCUUUCAGUCAAUUGAUUAUGGAGUUGUUGCUUUGGUUUAUUUUUGAGUGCAAUUCUUUCGACAUGGUUUGUGAAUAUCAUCUUAUUGUUGAAAUGAAAUAUGGGUUUCUUAUAAUUUUCUCUGUGUAGUAAUAGUUUUCUUGGAUUAGCACUGCCAACAUUAGAAUCGCUUAGCUUGUAACAUUGUUAAGAAAAUGCGCUUCUUAGGAUUUCAUAGGAGGUGCUCUGCAGAAUUUGAGAUACAGACUGCAUAUAAGUGUCUCUUUAUUCCAAGUUUGGUGUAACAGAUGUUUAUAGCAUCUUUUGUUUUUCGUUAUGGUGUUUGGUGUUGUACUACACGGGUUUAAAAGAUUAUCAGUUGACUAGAUGUUACCGUUUUUGUUCUCUCCA